AUGGUCCACGAAGACUUGGCGUCGCGUCUGAACGACGGCGAGUACAAGAACUGGCUGAAAGCCGGACGGUGUCUGGUCCUGCUGAAGCACGGCCUCCACCCGUACGCCGACCGGCAGGUGAGGGCGUUUCACGGCGACCUGCUCAACCGUCACGCGCCGCUGCGGAGCCCCUGCCUGUCCGCGGCGUGCAGAGGCUGUUCCGCGUGGCAGAAAGAGAUCCUGAAGCACCACAGGCAGCCUGACAACACCAUCAACUGGGCAAACUGUUCCCCCCCUCUCUGGAGGUCAGACCACUGGGAGCUGGCCAAGGCCUACAUGCCACGUGGUCAGACCAAAGUGAGGGCGGCAGAUCAGUGCGACGCAUCGGCGCUGCUAAACCUGAUCAAUCACUGCACAUGUUUCCGCUCUGUGGAUCCAAAGUUGGCAAGACAGAUCAUCCAAUACAGGAAUGAGCUGAUGCACUCAUGUGAGCUCCGCGUGAAGGACGACUGGAUGAGACACUACCGGACUGCUCUGAAACACUUUGUGCAGCAGCUUAGCCACGAACCGGAGAUGUCAGCAGCCGGACGGCAAAUAGAAAACAUGCUGUCACUGGAUUUGUCCAUAUGCAUCUCCGGGGUGGACCAAAUGGACUCUCCCGACCUGCCGAUCAGACUAAAGGGUGCCUCCGGUAGCCAGUCGGAGACCAGCGCCGAAUUAGUCAGCCAAUGGGAAGGUGAGCUGCUCCAGGAGAUGCUGCAGGAGCGUCUGCACGCUGCCGCUGAGGAUGAUGUGGACCAUGGUGCAAAGUCACAGGGCGCAGAUCAACUGAUAAGAUUGGGCGACUUCCUGCAGACCAACGCAGAUCUGAGCGAGAGAUUUGCUGCCGAGCUCCAAACCAUCAGCUCACUCAAGCCCAAAUAAGGACAAGAAAGGCGAAAUGAGGAUGUUAUUGUCUACAAUGUCCUCAUGUCCACUACUUGAAAUGUGUCAUGGUUUGGAUUCAAAUGGGACGCCUCUAUCUACACAUGCAUUGCACAUUACUAGACAAUCUGAUAAAAAUUCUAUAAAAGCUAUUUCGAUCCGAACAGUUUGCAAGCAAAAUUGUUUUCUCACAUCAAAUGUCUUCCAUGCUGUUGUUUACAUGAAGCAUAUGAAAAUAUGAAUACAAGUACUAUUAGUUGUCUUUGUUGUGGUUAAGGUUAUAAGAUAACUUUUUCCACAGUCACUCAACUGAUACUGGUAAUUCUGAUAGUGAUAAAAUCGCUGUGCGUUGCGCCAAGAACUUACUUACAAAAAUGAGCUAUUUGUCUUAUUAAAAAUGUUUUGCAACUGCUUUUUAAAAUGACAUCUUCAUACUCGAGUGUUGAGUCAAAAUCGCGUUUUAACAGCAAUAACAGCACAGAUGGAAAAGAGGCUUAUGAUUAUGUUACGUACAUCGAUUUGGCUGCUGUUGCCGUGGUAACAACAGCACAACCUUUAUCGGUUUUAAAAAACAAAGUCGUAUUUUGACCAAACUGGGUUAUCAGUGUUUUUGGUGUAAAAAGAGCCUUUCUAUCUGAAUUCUGUUGUUGAAAUACAUUACAAACUGGUGAAGCCGCACAGGUUCCAGUUUUUGGUUCUUAGUGGGGGAAAAAUGUAGUUGUUAUUGGAGAAAAUGUAUUUUCCUUUUUUGAUGGAGGAAAGGCUGUCAAAUGCUGUGAGUCGCAGUGUUAAGGCAUCGAUAGGGAUUAAUGGACAAAUGGGAGAAAAUAUAGUCAUCGUACUUUCUUGACCUAUUCAAAGCACUCUGUACAAGAAGUCAACUCACAUUAAAUUAGCUUUUUUAAAAUCUAUUUUACACUCUGACUCUUCAUUGCA
Messenger RNA from Menidia menidia (Atlantic silverside), 1839 nucleotides. Lineage: Eukaryota; Metazoa; Chordata; Actinopteri; Atheriniformes; Atherinopsidae. The record is from the annotation of a GenBank genome assembly.